ACUUUGACCAAAAAACCCAGAGAGAGAGAGAGGGGAAAGUAAGCUCUUACUUUCGUCUCUCCUUCCUCCUGAAGAAAAUUCUCACAUAUAUGCUAUAUAGAACCCACGACCGGGUCUUGUUUAAACAGCUCGCCACUCCCUUCCUCCUCAUCAUUUGAGCUAAACAAAGGCUCCUCUCUUUCCCUGCACUUUUCUACAAACACUUGAAACUUAACUAAAGACUUCAAUUCAUUAGCUGUUUCUUGCUCUUUCCAUCACAAGUACUGCUCAUAGGACUUGGGUAUGUGCACAGGCUCUAAGAGUGAUUUACCCCCCUUAAAUCCGAUCAUGGAAGACAAAUCUUACAGUCAAAAGGGAAGUCUCUUGUAUAAAUGCUCAGUUUUGCUCGAAUUGUCUGCCUCUGAUGAUCUUGCUGGCUUCAAAAUUGAGGUUGAACAGAAGGGUUUGGAUAUCGAUGAGGCAAGCUAUUGGUAUGGCAGAAGAAUUGGGUUGAAAAAGAUGGGCUUAGAAGAGAGGACACCCCUCAUGAUUGCUGCCUUGUUUGGAAGCGCCCAUGUUUUGAAGUAUAUCAUUGAAACCGGCAAAGUCAAUGUCAAUAGGGUGUGUGGCUCGGAUAGGGUCACUGCCCUUCACUGCGCUGUUGCCGGUGGUGCCGAUUCGUCAGUUGGGGUUGUGAAGCUCUUGCUUGAUGCAUCUGCUGAUCCUAACAGCGUUGAUGGUAACGGAAAUAAACCUGGUGAUCUCUUUGCCCCUUCAUCCAAGUGGCUGUGCAAUUCAAGGAAGAAAAUGAUUGAGUUGUUGCUAAAAGGCGAAAGUUUAAGUGAAGAUGAAGAAGAGAAACUGAUCAUAACGCCUCAGUUGGCAAGAGAGGGAAUUGAAAAGAAAGAAUAUCCUCUUGAUGUGACACUGCCAGAUAUAAACAAUGGAAUAUAUGGUACUGACGAGUUUAGAAUGUACUCUUUCAAGGUCAAGCCUUGCUCCAGGGCAUACUCUCAUGAUUGGACCGAGUGCCCAUUUGUUCAUCCAGGAGAGAAUGCAAGGAGGAGAGACCCAAAGAAGUACCCUUACAGUUGUGUCCCUUGCCCUGAAUUUCGCAAGGGAACAUGCCAGAAAGGUGAUUAUUGUGAAUAUGCACACGGUGUUUUCGAGUCAUGGCUGCAUCCUGCCCAAUAUCGUACCCGGCUUUGCAAGGACGAAACUGGUUGCGCACGAAAAGUUUGUUUCUUUGCACACAAGCCCGAGGAAUUGCGUCCUGUGUAUGCUGCUACAGGUUCAGCAAUGCCUUCACCGAGGUCAACUUCUAGUGCAGUGGACAUGGCAACUCUGAGUCCGUUGGUCCUCGGAUCAUCAUCUCUGUCGUUGCCUGGUACAUCAACACCACCAAUGUCCCCCUUGGCCGCAACCUCCUCAUCUCCCAAGAGUGGAGGCUUGUGGCAGAACAAAGUUAGCCUUACCCCACCUGCUCUGCAGCUCCCAGGAAGUAGGCUAAAGACAGCUUUCUGUGCUAGAGAUUUGGAUUUGGAGAUGGAAUUGCUUGGGCUGGAAAGUUACUCUAGCCACCUCCAGCAACAGCAACAGCAACUAAGGGAUGAGAUGUCUGGUCUCUCCUCGCCCUCUCACUGGAGCAGUAGGAUGGCAGAUCUGAAACCUACCACCCUUGACGAUGUUUUUGGAUCUCUUGAUCCUUCUUUAAUGUCUCCAAUGCAGGGAGUCUCAUUAAAAGCAAGCACACAAACCCAGUUACAAUCUCCAAAUGGGCUUCAGAUCCGCCAGAACAUGAACCAACUACGUUCAAGCUACCCAGCUGCCAAUCUCUCAUCUUCUCCAGCUAGGAACCCCACUUCAUAUGGGUUCGAUACAUCCGCUGCAGUAGCGGCUGCUGUAAUGAAUUCAAGGUCCUCUGCCUUUGCAAAACGGAGCCAGAGUUUCAUUGACCGCGGAGCAGUACCCAACCGAUUUGGCCCCACUGCAGCUGCAAACUCUGCAUCAAUGAUGUCCUCUAAUCUUUCCGAUUGGAACUCCCCUAAUGGGAAAUUGGACUGGGGCAUUCAAGGAGAUGAGCUGAACAAGCUCAAGAAGUCCGCUUCCUUUGGAUUUCGAAGCAACAAUAAUCCUGCGACAACAGCUGCCAACUUGACAGCUUCACGUGUUGCUGAGCCUGAUGUUUCUUGGGUUAAUUCAUUGGUUAAAGAUGUCCCCCCUGCUGGAAGCCCAUUUUUUGGUGCUGAGAAGCAAUAUAGUCGUCGUGAAGGAGUUCCCGAGUCGCUGCCACCAUGGAUGGAGCAGAUGUACAGAGAACAGGAGCAGAUGGUGGCAUAAACGGCUAUGCUAUUUAGCUUAUUAUCCUGACAAAUAAGUGUGCAUUUAAAUUUAGGAGAAGCAAAGUUGAUGCUAAAGCAAACUGCAGAUCAAAAGCAAAAGUGGAGCAGCAAGUAUGCUCAUCAUUGAGAGACCAAGUGAGAAUUAGGAUAAAAAUUAGGUGGAACAAGGAGAAUUUUUUAAUUAUUUUAUAUCCUUAUUUUUUUCCCCUCCCCUCUGGGAGAAUGUACUUUAUAUUUCGGUGGUGGAAGAAGAGAGUAAUUAUUUUCUCAAAUACUGCAAUCCCAGUAGGAAAAUCGGGUGCCAUUUUCCUUGAUGACUUCAGUGUAAACCUUAAUAUUAAUAAAGAUCUUGAUUGUUCUCAUGUA
Messenger RNA from Populus nigra (black poplar), 2687 nucleotides. Its product is annotated as zinc finger CCCH domain-containing protein 29-like. Lineage: Eukaryota; Viridiplantae; Streptophyta; Magnoliopsida; Malpighiales; Salicaceae. Bases 283 to 2319 code for a protein of 678 amino acids. The transcript has 2 exons. Gene Ontology annotation, molecular function: metal ion binding; protein binding. The record is from RefSeq and is a predicted model, not a curated record.